ACCCGUCACCACCACGUGCAAAGACGGCAGGCGGGAUUGGGGCGAGUGGUGCGUGGUGGUCAUGGACACCCCGGCGAUUUUCGGGGGCUCUCAGUGCGACAAGCAGCAUUUGGCCGAGGAGCGCCAGCGCUGCCUCAGAUUCGCUGCCCGUGAGCCCUGCGUGCUGCUGCUGGUGACACAGCUGGGCCGUUACACGCGGGAGGACCGCGAGGUGCAGAAGAGCGUGAAGAAGCUCUUUGGGAAGGGCGCUAAGGAGCGCAUGAUGGUGGUGUUCACAAGGAAGGAAGACCUGGGGGGCGGCUCUCUGGAUGAAUACGUGAAGACUGCCGAGAACGGAGCGCUGCGGACGCUGGUGAAGGCGUGCGGGAAGCAGUGCUGUGCUGUGAGCAACAGAGCGCCGAGGCGGGACCGGGAUGUGCAGGCUGAUGAGGUGCUGCACAGGGCUGUGAGCAUCGCCCUCAGGCAGAGCGAGGGGCGAGGGGAGUCGUGUUGGUGGUGUUUGCCGUAAUUAAGAUCUAAUCACCGUGACAAGACCCACGGGUCC
This is a messenger RNA of Lagopus leucura (white-tailed ptarmigan), 544 nucleotides long. Its product is annotated as GTPase IMAP family member 1-like. NCBI's taxonomy places the organism in Eukaryota, Metazoa, Chordata, Aves, Galliformes, Phasianidae. The coding region runs from base 62 to 508 and encodes 148 amino acids. The transcript has a single exon. Gene Ontology annotation, molecular function: GTP binding. The record is from RefSeq and is a predicted model, not a curated record.